This is a messenger RNA of Aureobasidium musti, 1497 nucleotides long. Lineage: Eukaryota; Fungi; Ascomycota; Dothideomycetes; Dothideales; Saccotheciaceae. The record is from the annotation of a GenBank genome assembly.
AUGCAUUUUACAGCAGGAGCUUUGUGUGUCUCAAUGACAUUCUCAAGCCUCGUGUCUGCUCUAGUAGCACCUCGGGAUUUACUGCCUGGAGCAACAGCCUGUACCCAACUUGUCACAGCGCUCGGAGCUGCCAAAGUCCAGGGUCCCCGGACCAUACCUUACCAUCUCACGCAGGAAGACUACUGGAAUGCGGUACAAAGUUCAUACCACCCCUCAUGCGUGGUCUACCCCAAAUCUGCACAGGACGUAUCGACAAUACUGAAAACCGUCAAGACUGCUGGAUCACGAUUCGCCAUCAAAGCUGCUGGCCACAACCCGAACACCUUCUUCUCUUCCGUUGAGAGUGGAGUGUUGAUUGACUUGAACUCCAUGACUGAGAAGUCUUACAACUUGUCCACCACUUUGGGAUCCUAUCAACCAGGAGGCACGUUUGGCGAUAUUUAUAACUACUUCCACCAGUAUGGCAGAACCGUGGUCGGAGCUCGUCUUGCGGGAGUUGGUACUGGUCUUGCUCUGGGUGGUGGCUUGAGUUAUCUCUCCGGACAAUACGGUCUUGCUUGCGACUCGUUCCGCGAGCUCGAGGUCGUUCUACCCAAUGGUGACAUCGUGACGGCUUCGCCCACAGAGAACGAAGACCUCUUCUUUGCGGACCGUGGCGGUGGUGGCAACGCAUAUGGUGUCGUCACAAAAUACACUGUGCAGACAAGACCGUCCGGCACAUUCUACGCUGGCAAUCUGAUCUACCUCUUCAAGCAAACGGCGAAUGUGCUUGAAGCCAUACAAAACUUCAUGAAGUACAACACCGACCCGAAAGCGGCUAUCAUCGGAACCUAUGAGAAACUCUUUACUCCCGCCCUUGGAGAUCUUGAUCUGGACGAAGCAGUCAUCAUGUUUCUGGUCUAUGACGGUCCGGAUCCUGGUAAUGCUUUCGACAAUUUCACCGCACUACCUCAUGUGCUAAACACUCUGGGUCCCAAGACUUAUCCGGAAGUGGUGAACAUGCCUAUCCCAAUGUCGACAGAACUCAGUCGUGGUAACAACAUCUUUCGAGUACAAGUUCAUCGAGUCGACGACGACUCAUACCACACAGCCUUUGNNGAAGCCUGGGAGAAGUGGUGCAAGGUCAACAAAGGCUCAUAUGUCAUUUCUUCGCUUGAUUUCCAACCAGUGGCAAAGAGUCUGACAGAUGCAUCGAAUGCUCAGAAUGGCGGAAAUGCCAUGCAGAUGCCUGAUGGACCUUGGUUCUGGCUCAAUUUCUUGCUUUCCACCCCUCCAGGCAUGUCGAAGGCCGCUUACGAUAAAGUCCAGCAGAGCUUCAGAGACAUGGUCAAUUCGGUUCCCAACGCUGAAGGACUGCCACUGUUCAUCAACGAUGCCAGCUUUGAUCAGAAUCCCUUACAGACAUUCAGCACCUACUCUCGUCUGCAAGAUAUCAAGCAAAAGUACGACCCUGAUGGCUUCUUCGCAAACUACACAGGUGGUUGGUCAUUCUCAUGA